AUGCCUAAGAUUGAAAAGGGUCCCUCACAUCGCCUCUCCGUGUCAACGGCCUCAGCCGCAGGCGGAUCACGGAGUUCCUCCUGGUCCACAAGAGAUGACGAAACACUCAUCCAGGCCAGAGCCCAGGGCCUCAACUGGAACCAAAUUGGACCAAAACACUUUCCCAACAAGACCCCCAAUGCCUGCCGCAAACGACAUGAACGUUUGAUGGAGAGGCAAAAUGCGGAGCAGUGGGAUGGUGUCAAGUUGGAUGUAUUGGCACAGGCCUACAUGGAAGUCCGACGAGACAUGUGGAGCAUACUUGCUGCCCGUGUUGGUGAGAAGUGGCAACUGGUUGAGACAAAGUGCAUGGAGAAGGGAUUGAAGAACCUCACUCAGGCCUACAGGUCGGCACAGAAGAAGCUCGAGAAUGGUACCUACCAUGACCAUGAUGACAGCGGAGUAGGCGUUUCUGACCUCGAAGAAGAACAAGAGGAUCAUCAUGUCGACAUGUCCAGCAUGUCCAGCAUGCCCGCAAUCCCCGAAGCUCAUUACACUACAUAUCCGAGCUACCCAACCCAUUCGCACCAACCGCGGGUACCGAGCAUCCAGUCCAUGCUGCAUCCGAUGCAACACCCGCACCCCAUGCAGCAGUCUUUGCAACAACAACCGAUGCAACAAUCGAUGCAACAGCAGCCCCUACAGCAGCAAUCGAUGCAGCAGUCUUUGCAACAACAAUCGAUGCAGCAGCCUUUGCAACAACAAUCGAUGCAGCAGCCUUUGCAACAACAAUCGAUGCAGCAGCCUUUGCAACAACAAUCGAUGCAGCAACCCAUGCAUCAACAGGCGAUGCAAUACCCACCACAUCACCUCCCGCACCAGCAAUAG
Molecule: messenger RNA, 867 nt
Organism: Pyrenophora tritici-repentis Pt-1C-BFP
Lineage: Eukaryota; Fungi; Ascomycota; Dothideomycetes; Pleosporales; Pleosporaceae
Source: RefSeq, a predicted model, not a curated record